AUGGUGGGUGCAACCCAGAUAUUGGCAGAGUUAUUUCAUGCAACUAGUACAGCACGUAAAGCUUUUAUUACGCCUGGUUAUGAGAAAAAGACACAGAAUUUGCUUAAUGAAUCUGUGACAGGUGAAUGGCUUUUUGGAGACAAAUUAGGUGAGAGAGUCAAGGACCUUAAAGCUGUAGAAAGUGUUGCACUCGAGCUAAAACCUCAAGAUGAAGAGAAGAAAAAUCAGCAAAGUACACCAGACGUCACAAAUUUUAUAAAUAGCGAAACAACUGAAUUACAUAAUGCUAUUAAUAGACUGGAAGAUAUUGGAGCAAUUGAAAAAUCUUAUGUCAACAAAAUGGGUGGAAUUCGUUUUCCACAUUUAAAUAAAAUCACCAAAGAGCUUUGGGACUGGUGUGAAUCAAGAAAAAUAUGGGUAUUUGCUGAGUAUAUUCCUUCAAAAGAAAAUACAGAAGCAGAUACCGAAUCAAGAAUAACAAAUCUUGACACUGAGUGGGAGUUAAAUGAUAAAAAUUAUAAAACAAUUGUUGAUAAAUUUGGUAAACCAGAAAUAGAUUUAUUUGCCACCAGAUGUAACAAAAAGUGCAAUAAAUUUUGUUCCUGGCAAAGAGACCCAGAGGCAUUAGUUAUUAAUGCAUUUACCAUGAACUGGGAAAAAUAUUUCUGGUAUGCUUUUCCACCAUUUGCACUCAUCCCAAGAAUCAUGAAAAAGAUCAGGGAAGAGGGAUCCAGUGGUGUUAUUGUGGAAAAUACAACAUCCAAUGGCCUCGAGCCUUUCACUGAUUGCAGGGAUAUUAUCACCAGGUCCUUUAAAUUAAAAGGAUCAUCAGACGAAGUAGCCAAAGUCUUAUUGGCUUCAUUGGCUGAUUCAACAAUUAAACAAUAUCAGUCAGCACUUAAAGUAUGGUGGUCAUAUUGUCAAGAAAGAAGGUACAAUCCUUAUCAAGCUGAGGCCAGGGUGGUACUUGAAUUUUUAGCAGACAGACUAAAAGCAGGAGCUUCUUAUGGUACCUUGAACACUUUAAGAGCUGCAAUAUCAUUAAUUAGCAAGGAAAGUCUAUCAGAAUGUGCUAUGUUAAAUAGAUUUUUUAAGAGGGUUUUUCGUAUAAAACCAAUAAGACCAAAGUACAACAGUUUUAGAGUUCAAUCUUUAGCACUAAUUAAAUUGAGUUGCAUCAAGUUCAAAUCAUCUACAGUAGAAAUAAAAAUAGAAGACAUCACUAAGACAUCAAGACCUGGUACAUUUAAUCCAUUCCUGGAGUUUCCUUGGUUCAAGGAAAAACCAGGUUUAUGUGUUGCACUAACACUGCAAGAGUAUAUUAAUGUAACAGAAACAAUAAGAAAAAAUAAAUCAGGGCAAUUAUUUUUAUCAUAUGUCAAACCACAUGGUGAAGCUUCAUCACAAACACUCAGCAGAUGGAUAAAAGAAAUAUUAGUCGAAUGUGGCAUUGAUGACAAGUAUACUGCCCACAGUACAAGACAUGCAUCAACAUCAUUUGCAUUUAAAAAAGGACUAGAUUAUGACACUAUUAGAAAUUCAGCAGGUUGGUCAAAAGACUCAAGUGUAUUUGCAAGAUUUUAUAACCGACCGAUUACUGUAAAUAAUAAUAACUUUGCAAAAACUGUAAUUUUAGAUCAAAUAUAA
Messenger RNA from Aphidius gifuensis, 1647 nucleotides. RefSeq lists its product as uncharacterized. Gene Ontology annotation, biological process: DNA integration; DNA recombination. Gene Ontology annotation, molecular function: DNA binding. Lineage: Eukaryota; Metazoa; Arthropoda; Insecta; Hymenoptera; Braconidae. Bases 1 to 1647 code for a protein of 548 amino acids. The record is from RefSeq and is a predicted model, not a curated record. The transcript is spliced from 6 exons.